Messenger RNA from Pterocles gutturalis (yellow-throated sandgrouse), 1710 nucleotides. RefSeq names its product RAD21-like 1 (S. pombe) (gene RAD21L1). Gene Ontology annotation, biological process: mitotic sister chromatid cohesion; replication-born double-strand break repair via sister chromatid exchange; synaptonemal complex assembly. Lineage: Eukaryota; Metazoa; Chordata; Aves; Pterocliformes; Pteroclidae. Gene Ontology annotation, molecular function: protein binding; chromatin binding. Gene Ontology annotation, cellular component: cohesin complex; synaptonemal complex. Bases 1 to 1710 code for a protein of 569 amino acids. The transcript is spliced from 13 exons. The record is from RefSeq and is a predicted model, not a curated record.
AUGUUCUACAUGCAUUUGCUGGUCAACAAGCGCGGGCCGUUAGCCAAAAUAUGGCUAGCUGCCCACUGGGAGAAGAAGCUCACCAAAGCUCAUGUGUUUGAGUGCAAUUUAGAGACUACUGUUGAAAAGAUGAUCUCGCCCAAGUUUACAAUAGCUCUGCGAACCUCUGGACACUUACUCCUUGGAGUGGUGCGGAUUUACCACAGGAAAGCAAAGUACCUCUUGGCAGACUGUAGUGAGGCUUUGACAAAAAUGAAGACAUCCUUUCGCCCAGGACUUGUUGACCUUCCGGAAGAUAACUUUGAGGCUGCUUAUCAGUCCAUUACAUUACCUGAAGAAUUUCAUGAUUUUGAAACACCACUACCUGACCUAAAUGCCAUUGAUGUUGCUGAACAUUUUACCUUGAAUCAGAGCAGAGCUGAAGACAUCACACUUACAGAGGAUUACGAAAGCAAUAUACUUCUCUGUGAUAGAAGCUUUGAUGAAGAACCACACGCACUGAGAAAACAGAGCUUUGACAUCAGCAUCGCAAUGAGCGGUAACAGUCUUGUGGCUGAUCCCGACUCAGCGAGUGUGAGUGGAGACAGGUCUGCGCUGCAUGAAGAUACUUAUUGUUUUGAGCACGACUGUUUUGGAGAUGAGGAGAAUGCUGCAGAUAUGAUUGAAAUCCUGUUGAGGGAUGAGCAAAAUGGCCUAGAUAAAGACAUUCCUGAUAAGGAGGAAGAACGUCCUUUGUCACCAGACCUACCAGAGAACAGUGCAGACAUUGAGUCCAACGGUGCAGACACCACGAACAAGACAGUCAGUCAUCCAAUGGACGAAACAACGCUUUUGCUGAGAGAAGAAGAGGGAUUUGUGCUUGAGCCAGUUGACAAUACAGCUGUCACCCAGAGGAAAAAAAAUAAAAGAAAGAGGAAGUUGCUUGUGGAUGUACAGAAGGAACUCAGCUGCAACACUAUAUACAACCAACUUAACAACUACACGGACAUCCUUACUACCUUAGACCUUGCACCCCCAACAAAAAAAACAAUGAUGUGGAAGGAAUCAGGAGGGGUGGAUAAACUCCUGUCCCAGGCUACACAGCCAGUGGUUCAUGAUGACCUCCAAAUGUUGUUUGCAAGAUGCUUCAAGAGUCACGGAUUUAAGAUGAGAAGAAAGGGAAUGUGGAGGGAGUCUGAAACAGAAGAAACAAGAAAAGUGCAAGAUACUACAGAGAUGCUGAUAGUGGAAGAACCAAGUUAUCUGCAGGAGUCAGCUCAUCCGGAGACCAAGAGAAAAAAUAGAAAUUAUUCAUUUGUGUUGACAUCACUGAAUAACAGAAAUGAAACUGCUGAUAACUGUGGUGAAACUAUACAGGAUGGAGCGGCUCUCUCUGAGAGCUCCUCACUGGCCAACAAUCCCCUGGGCCAAGAAGCUGAAGCACAGCAACCUGAGCUACCAAAUGAGCUAACAAGGAAUGGGAAAGACAGUGAAGAAAAAAGGUGGAGCAGAAGAACUCUUCAGUUAUUAAUAACUUUACAGCACCUGAAGAGAUCAGGCAUGCAUUCUUUCAGUUUACGGGAGCUCUGUCGGAAAAACAACCGGAAAGAAGCUGCGGCCAAGUUUUACAUCUUCCUUGUUCUAAAGAAGCAGUUGGUUAUUGAGCUCAGUCAGAGCGCACCCUUCGCUGACAUUACGGCCACCCUCGGCCCAAUGUUCCGUGCUCACUGA